AAUGAAUGCUUGGAUUUUAGGAUCCUGCCUAAUACUAUUCCAUUGUUUUAAAGCAACUUGUUUGAAUUUUGCUUUAGAUGCCUUGUGCAUACAAGAUCGAAGCUACACUUACUCGGACAGACCAUCCUAUUCUAAUGAAGCACAAUGCACAGAUAAAUUUUGUCGUUUACGUUCUGGUAAUCUUAUGAUUGGAAGAACGAGUCCAAAAUACUUGCGAGCAUCUUCGACUUGCGGUACAAAUGGAACGAGAAGUUCGUACUGCGUUAUUCUUAACAAAAGAUGUGGUAAUUUAGAAGAGAAUUCUAAACGAUGUUACCUUUGUGAAAACAAUGCGCACAACAUUUCAAAUGUCUUGAAAUCAAAUUAUGAAUACGAAAGGCGAAGAAAAAGAGAUACUGAAGCAGCAUGCGAACCGACUUACGCUACUUGGUGGCAAAGUGAAAACGGUAUCCAUAACGUAUGGAUACAGUUUGAUCUACACGCAGAAUUUUACUUGUCCCAUAUUACGAUUUUGUUUAAAACUUUUCUGCCCGCCGCCAUGUUGAUUGAAAGAAGACGUGGACCUCCCGAUUCUUGGAACGUGCUCAGAUAUUACGCAGAGGACUGCAAAUCGAGUUUUCCUGGAGUUUCAACAAAACUUCCCUCGAAAGUUGAAGAUAUAGUGUGCCAUAAUAAAUACUCGAAAUCAAUUUAUCGCCCUUCCUACUUAGGGCAGUUUCAAUUUCGACCUUUUCCGCCUUAUUCAAACCCUUCUGAGUUGGAAAUAGACACAUUUGAAUAUCAAGAUUACCUUCGAUUUAACAGUCUGCGCAUCAAUUUUACGAAGUUGCACACCUUUGGAGAUGAGUUAUUAGCCAAGAGAAAUGAAAUUCUAAACAAAUAUUAUUAUGCAAUAUAUGAAUUAAGCGUCUAUGGAAUGUGUUCUUGUUAUGGUCAUGCUGAUAAAUGUCAGCUGGGAAAAAUUGAUGUGGAUGAUUACCAAGUUGCGGCUAACAAAGAAGAAGGAGUAGUUUAUUCCGUUUGUAAUUGCUUGCAUAACACUGAUGGUAAAAAUUGCGAAAAGUGUAAACCUCUUUACAACGAUUUACAAUGGGAGCCAGCUAUCAGUAAAGUCUUCGAAUGUCAAAAAUGCGAAUGCCACGGACAUGCAGACUCUUGCAAAUUCACACCAGAAAUUUAUGCUGAAAAUAUGGCAAAGUACAAUAAAAGUUCAGGUGGAAGCUGUAACUGUUACAAAAAUUAUACUGGAAAUAAUUGUCACAUGUGCAGUUUGGGUUUCUAUUUUCAAUACGAAUAUCCAGAUGAUUUCAGACGCCACGAUGCAUGUGUUGAAUGUAACUGUGGAACAGGUAGUCGAGUAAUUGACGCUCCUCGUGGUGGAGAUCAAACUGAUGUUAUACAAUAUGUUUGUCAACAUCAAACUGAGCGAGACAGUCAAGGAAACAUCCUGAAGAGAGCAGGGCAGUGCGAAUGUAAAGAAAAUGUUGAGGGUUAUCAUUGUGACAUUUGCAAAGACGGGUUUUGGAAUCUCACACUUGACAAUCCUUUGGGAUGUGAAAAGUGCACUUGCGCAAAAGAGGGGACGAUUGAAAAUAAGGGAUGCAAUAAAGUUACCGGAAAAUGUGAAUGUAAGCGUAAUGUUAUUGGUAAAAAUUGUGAUCAGUGCAAAGAAAACACAUACGGUCUCUCUGAUAGAGAAGAUGGAUGUGCCGAAUGUGACUGUCACUCCGGCGGUGCCAGAGAAGCAGGUUGUGAUGUAAAUACUGGUCAAUGUAACUGUAGACCAAAUAUGGCUAAUCGGACUUGUGGCGUUCCUAAAUCUGCCUAUUAUGUGCCGAACAUGGACUCUAUUUUAAUAGAAGCUGAAGUUUCCGUUAUAGAUCCUACUCCAAAUACACCAAUUGAAGAAAUAUAUGACCUGGCUGGAAUUCCUUCGACAGGCAAUGGUUUCAUAGAGUUUCCGUAUGGAGAAGAAAUAAAAUUUAAUUACACACAUAAGAAGCCGGACGGUCAUUUUUUCAUUGCCCUACGUCAUUCUUAUUUGCCUAGAUAUUCGAAUUUUGAAAUAGAUGUUAGAGUCGAUGCUCAUCAGCCUCAAAAUAAAUUUUGUAGUGAAAAAAUUCAAACAUCUCGACUGAAAGUAGAAGUAGAUCAAGUAUAUACAUUGGGACAUUCCGAUAAAUGCUUUGAACAAUGGAAAAAUUAUACGAUAACGCUUGGUCCUAUUUACGAAAAUGAAUUCUACCUCGAUUCAGUUAUACUCUUUCCAAAUAUCGAAAAAGUGGACAUCUUGGAAUCAAAAAAGUAUCCAGCUGGGACACUCCAACGUCGUUUCUUUUAUCAUCACUGUGAGAGUCCGAUUUUGGAUUUAAGAUACAGACAACAAGACAAAUUAAGUGAAGAUUGCUCAGAUAUGGCAUAUAUUAUUAUGGCUGUUGCUAAUGAUGGAGCUGAUCCUUGCAACUGUGACAGCGAAGGAAUAAAUAAAACAAGUGAGUGCGAAAAACUGGGAGGAGAUUGCACUUGCAAGAAGAAUGUAGAAGGGACGAAAUGUGAUAGGUGCAAAAAAGGAUAUUUCAACCUCGCCCAUCCUAACGGAUGCCAGUCAUGUGAUUGCCACGCUGAGGGAGCAACGGGAAUUUCGUGUACUAGAAAUGGAGAUUGCAUGUGCGACAAAGAAAAAAACAUUACCGGUCAAAAGUGUGAUCGCUGUAUUACACUUCACUACCGUUUCCCAUUUUGUGAUCCAUGUGAAUGCAAUAACAUGGCUGAUACCUGUAAUAAUCAAACAGGUGAGUGUCACUGUAAAAGUCAUACAACUGGAUGGAAUUGUGAUAAAUGCGAAAAAAACUAUUACAACUCGUUGAAACCUUUGGGAAAAGUUAGGUGUGAAGCAUGCAAAUGUCCUGGAACACCUGACUCUCUUUCAUACUUUGCUAGUGGUUGUGAGUUCUUGCCAAAUCUGGGAAGAGCCAAAUGUUUUUGCGAUAUUGGCUAUGCUGGGUACGCCUGCGAUGAAUGCGCAAACGGUUAUUAUGGUAGACCAAAGUUUGGGGAGAAAUGUAAAAAAUGUGAAUGCCACAAUAACGUUGAUCCUGACAGUGAAAAGAUAUGCGAUAAGGAGAAUGGAACUUGUUUUGAUUGUUUAUAUCACACAACGGGCAAAAAUUGUGAACUUUGUAAGAAUGGUUAUUAUCCUAACAAUAAACUGCUCGAUGGAUAUAAUGAUAUGCCACCGUGUCUAGAUUGUAAGUGCAAUUCUUUUGGAACAAUCAAGAGAGAUGAAAAUAAUUGUGUCAAUGAUUAUUCGGGGCAGUGUCGCUGUUUACCAAAUGUGGUAGGGCGCGCAUGUGACAAAUGCGUAGAUGAUAAACAUUGGAACUUCUAUAGUGGUUUGGGUUGUAAACCAUGCGAUUGUGACAUAAAAGGGUCGCUGGAUCCAUUCUGUUAUUCCGAUUCAGAUUUUAGCGGUCAGUGUAAAUGCAAAAUUGGUCGAGGUGGAAGAAAAUGUGAUGAAUGUGAGAAUGAUUAUUACGGCGAUCCUGAAGCUGAUAACUGUCAAGAAUGUAAUUGCAAUCCUUAUGGAACUGAAUACUCCGAAAGAAAUAUGCUUCAGCCCUGUAAUAAAACCACAGGACAGUGCAACUGCACUACAGGAAUAACUGGUUUGAAGUGUGAUAUGUGUGCUAGAGGUACUAAAGGCAAAGCUCCUGCUUGUGAACCAUGCGGAGAAUGUUUUGAUAAUUGGGAUAGAAUAAUCAAUGAACUAGCUGAUAAAACAGAUAACUUAAUAAAAAAUGCGACAAGUAUAAAAACAGACGGAACUUCCGGUGCAUUUAAAACAGAAUUCAAGUAUAUGGAUGAUGUUCUUUCGAAAAUACGAAAAAUCAUUAACAGUAACAAUUUUACAAGAGAAGAUUACGUGAAGAAACUUGCAAUGGCCAAAUCUAUAAACGAUUCUCUUCAAUCCGUCGAGAAAACGUUUGAGAAUUUGAUGAAAAAAGUCGUUCCUCGAGAAUUAGAUCUAAAAUCCUUGGAGCAUGAUAAUUCAGAAACAUUGCAAUUAUUUGACAAAUUACAAGCAAAUGAUACUAAGUUAAACAAGGAAGCUCAGAAUUUACAGGACAAAGUAGUUAAAGGUGCUGAAAAGAGUACGAAAGAAAGCUUAGAGAAAGUCAGACAAGCCAAAGAAUUUUUGAAAGCAGCAAAUGUUACAAGAAGAUUAAUAAUUGAAGAAAUUGAUGAAGCUAGAUUCAACAUUCGAUCUGGAUCAGUUCAUUUUGAUGAAAAAGUUGCUAAGAACAAAGAAAGAAUAGAAAAGCUAUAUCAAGAUGUUUCACUUCAAGAAAAUGACUUCUCAAAUAUCAACAGACUUAUAUGCGGAGUUCAAGUGAAGGACUGUCACAAAACGUGUGGUGGUAUAGGAUGUAAGAAAUGUGGAAUUGAAGUUUCCUGUGCAAACAGCACUCUAGAGAUCACCAAUAGGGCUACAAUGUCAAUUGAAAAAUUUCACAAGACUGCUCAAGAAAAACGUGGUUCAAUUAAAGAUGCAUUUAGUAAAACUGAAAAGAAAAAAAAUAGCAUGAACAAUUGGCUAAAUCAAAUUGAUAAUCUGGCAGAGAGUAUACAUGAUUUUAUGAAUACUACCAAAUCGACACUAAUUGAUGUAAAUGAGGUUUUAAACUAUGCAAAGUUCGUAAAAGAAAGUAAUCAUAAUCAGGAUGAUUUACGAAUCGUAUUAGAUCAAAUUUUAAGCAUGUCUCAUGUUUCGAAUCUUAAUGACGUAAAAAAUUUAUCGGAAGCCAUAACGAAAAUUGCGUCUAGCUUAAAGAAUAUAACUAAAAUCAUAGAAGAAACUGAGUCGAAGAAAAAAAAAGCAAACGAUCUUCUAAAUAAAGCUAAGCUUGCAAGUAAUUUAGCUAAAGUUGUUCUCAAAAAAGUUGAAGAUAUUGAGCGUAACUUGAACAUAUCAACGAACUUAACAUCCGUCAUUGAUGAUAUUAUAGCUAAAAACAAGAAAGCAUCAAAGAAAGGAAAUUCAACCUUUUUCAAUAUUACAAAACGCAUGGGUAAAAUAACAGAGAAAUUGAACAAAGUGCGAGCCACAGCUCAAAUCGUUCGUUCAAAUCUAGACAAGCAGUCUGAAAAUAAUGCAAUGAAUCAAGAAACUUUGGACAGGUCCAACAGCAGUAUUACUGACUCAACCGCUCGUCUUAAGAAAAUGGACAUUCGCUCGCUGGAAGCAAGGGGUGAGAAAAUUAAAAUAACUUAUAAUAAGACACUGGAGACGAAGAAAAGUCAAUGGACUAGGCUUAAAAAACUCUUGGCCCAGUCACAGAAACUGCUCGAAGAAAUGGAAGAAUUACCAGGCAAAAUGGUCAUGAUGAAUACUGAAUCUAUACAAUUAAAAAUGAAAUUAACAGAAAAAAUCAAAGUUUUAGAGGACAACUUGCAGAAAGUUAUUGUACUACAAGCAGAGUUCCGCAUCAUAAAUCAAAAACAUAGUCAGGCUCUUUCUGAUGCCCAGGGAAAGUAGACUUAUUGUUUGUUCAUUAUGUAGUUCCGUGUUCAAUGUUCCGUAGAUUAGUAUUUCUUCGAUGCUUUUCAUACAGUAUAUAGCGAUUAAGUGUUCGUGUAUGCACAUGUGUGAAUGAUCAAAUAAACAAAAGUCGUUCUUAUUUGU
This is a messenger RNA of Dimorphilus gyrociliatus, 5683 nucleotides long. Lineage: Eukaryota; Metazoa; Annelida; Polychaeta; Dinophilidae. The record is from the annotation of a GenBank genome assembly.